GCCGGCCCCUGAGGGGCGGAGGCAGGGGCUGGGCCCUCGGGGAGGGUCGGGGCGAAUGGGAGCCCCUCCCCUCAGUGGGGAGGGGGCGGGGGCCCAUGUGACCGGCUCAGACCGGUUCUGGAAACAAAAGGGGCCGGGGCGGGAGGAGCCGGAGCGGGACGGUGGGCCGGGCAGGGGUGCAGGCGGCGGCGGCGGCGGCGGAACCCGGAGCAGGCAGCGAGCGAUCAGAGCAGCGGCAGCGCCGGGGCCGGGCCGAGAUGCAGCUCCGAAACUUCCUUGUGCUCACCCUCAUGGCCCUCCUGGCCCUCCCCUCCGAGGCUGCCAAGAACAAGAAAGACAAGGGGAAGAAGGGCAGCUCGGAGUGCGAGGAGUGGAACUGGGGGCCCUGCGCCCCCAGCAGCAAAGACUGUGGCAUUGGCUUCCGGGAGGGCAGCUGUGGGGGCGAGACCCGCCGCCUCAAGUGCAAGGUGCCCUGCAACUGGAAGAAGGAGUUUGGAGCUGACUGCAAGUACAAGUUUGAGAGCUGGGGCGCGUGCGACAGCGGCACGGGCACCAAGAGCCGCCAGGGCACCCUGAAGAAGGCCCUCUACAACGCCCAGUGCCAGGAGGCCAUCCGAGUGACCAAGCCCUGCACCCUCAAGGCCAAAGCCAAGAUCAGAGCCAAGAAAGGGAAAGGGAAGGAUUAGACUCCCGAGCGCCGCCUGACCAGGGGCUCUGCCUCUGGGGGACUCCCACACGCCCCCUCCUUUUCCUCUCUUCCCCUUCCCAGCCCCCGCCCCCGGAACUUAUUCCUCACCAGGUGCCUUGUUUCUAAUUAUUAGCUUUAUCAAUCACAAAGCCCUCCUCCCCUUUCCCCGCCAUUACUUCUAGCCCUGCCCCUGAGCCCGGGGGAUGGGGGGAGGGAGGGACCAGGCCCUGCCCUAGCUGCCGCUCACCCCGGGAGCGAGCCCCGGGUCCUUAUUCAAGCCGCCACCUUUAUUAAAAAUAAAGUCUUUUUUUCCCAAUAAAA
Messenger RNA from Antechinus flavipes (yellow-footed antechinus), 1009 nucleotides. RefSeq names its product midkine (gene MDK). Lineage: Eukaryota; Metazoa; Chordata; Mammalia; Dasyuromorphia; Dasyuridae. The record is from RefSeq and is a predicted model, not a curated record. Gene Ontology annotation, molecular function: growth factor activity. The transcript has 5 exons. Bases 258 to 686 code for a protein of 142 amino acids.